CAACAAGUGAUUAAUCUGAGUCAAAGAUAUCUUACGCAGAAACAGAAAAAACAAAAUGGCCACCAUUGUUUCUCCUCCACAUUUCUCCCCUGUCGAAGACGCUGAAAACAUCAAGGCGGCUUGUCAAGGAUGGGGAACCAAUGAAAAUGCCAUCAUCUCGAUCUUAGGACACCGGAAUUUGUUCCAGAGGAAGCUCAUAAGACAAGCUUACCAGGAGAUUUACCAUGAGGAUCUCAUUCACCAGCUCAAAUCUGAGCUCUCUGGCAAUUUUGAGAGAGCUAUUUGCUUGUGGGUCUUGGAUCCUCCAGAGAGAGAUGCUCUCUUGGCUAACUUGGCUCUUCAAAAGCCUAUUCCUGACUACAAGGUUCUUGUCGAAAUUGCCUGCAUGAGAUCCCCUGAAGAUAUGUUAGCUGCUAGACGUGCUUACCGUUGCCUCUACAAGCAUUCUCUUGAGGAAGACUUGGCCUCCCGUACUAUUGGCGACAUCAGGAGACUCUUGGUUGCAAUGGUGUCUGCUUAUAAAUAUGAUGGAGAAGAAAUUGAUGAGAUGCUGGCGCAAUCAGAGGCUGCGAUUCUUCAUGAUGAAAUCCUUGGUAAGGCUGUUGAUCACGAAGAAACGAUCAGGGUGUUAAGUACAAGGAGCAGCAUGCAGCUUAGCGCAAUCUUCAACCGCUACAAGGAUAUAUAUGGCACAUCGAUCACUAAGGAUCUCCUCAAUCACCCUACAAAUGAGUACCUGAGUGCACUACGUGCAGCCAUCAGGUGCAUCAAAAACCCUACCCGGUAUUAUGCAAAGGUUUUGCGCAAUUCAAUCAACACGGUGGGGACUGAUGAAGAUGCUCUGAACCGUGUGAUUGUCACACGAGCAGAAAAGGACCUGACGAAUAUAACUGGGCUGUACUUUAAGAGGAACAAUGUGAGUCUCGAUCAAGCUAUAGCAAAAGAGACAUCAGGGGACUACAAGGCCUUUCUUCUAGCUUUGCUAGGACAUGGAAAACAACUUUAG
Molecule: messenger RNA, 1006 nt
Organism: Arabidopsis thaliana (thale cress)
Lineage: Eukaryota; Viridiplantae; Streptophyta; Magnoliopsida; Brassicales; Brassicaceae
Gene: ANNAT8
Product: annexin 8
Exons: 6
Coding region: 56-1006 (316 amino acids)
Biological process (GO): response to salt stress; response to heat; response to water deprivation
Molecular function (GO): calcium ion binding; calcium-dependent phospholipid binding
Source: RefSeq, marked reviewed